Cajanus cajan (pigeon pea) is the source of this 2341-nucleotide messenger RNA. RefSeq names its product succinate dehydrogenase [ubiquinone] flavoprotein subunit, mitochondrial. Gene Ontology annotation, biological process: tricarboxylic acid cycle; mitochondrial electron transport, succinate to ubiquinone. Gene Ontology annotation, molecular function: flavin adenine dinucleotide binding; succinate dehydrogenase (quinone) activity; electron transfer activity. Lineage: Eukaryota; Viridiplantae; Streptophyta; Magnoliopsida; Fabales; Fabaceae. Gene Ontology annotation, cellular component: respiratory chain complex II (succinate dehydrogenase). The record is from RefSeq and is a predicted model, not a curated record.
GUGUUGUGUGUGUGCAGCACGUGUUUGCAAUCAAAGCAUCGUUCGCCGUGAGAAGCGAAAGCGAAUCCAAGAAGAGUGGGAGGCACACGCACGACGCACUCACUCGGAAUCUCCAAUCUCUAAUCGGAGACAAAUCGACUUCGCCACAGACAACUAGAGUGAGCCUCGUACGGAAAUGUGGCGCUGCAUCGCUCGCGGACUUCGUGGACCUGCCUCCACCAGAUCCACCCCCAACCACCCACUCCGAUCUCACCUUUCUAGAUUCUUCUCUAGUGGGGUGAACUCUUCCUACACCGUGGUCGACCAUACUUACGACGCCGUCGUCGUGGGUGCUGGUGGCGCCGGAUUGAGGGCUGCUAUUGGGCUUUCGGAACAUGGCUUCAAUACUGCUUGUAUCACCAAGCUCUUCCCAACUCGUUCGCACACUGUUGCAGCUCAGGGUGGUAUAAAUGCUGCUUUGGGAAAUAUGACGGAAGAUGACUGGAGGUGGCACAUGUAUGAUACUGUCAAGGGAAGUGAUUGGCUAGGAGAUCAAGAUGCCAUCCAAUAUAUGUGUAGGGAAGCACCAAAGGCGGUCAUUGAGCUAGAGAAUUAUGGAUUACCAUUUUCUCGAACAGAGGAUGGAAAAAUAUAUCAGCGUGCAUUUGGUGGUCAAAGCUUAAACUAUGGAAAAGGUGGUCAAGCUUACCGCUGUGCAUGUGCUGCUGAUCGAACUGGGCAUGCUUUAUUGCACACUCUCUAUGGCCAAGCUAUGAGACACAAUACCCAGUUUUUUGUGGAAUAUUUUGCUUUGGAUCUUUUAAUGAAUAGUGAUGGAAGUUGCCAAGGAGUAAUUGCCUUGAAUAUGGAGGAUGGAACGCUCCAUCGUUUCCAAGCUGCUUCAACGAUUUUGGCCACAGGGGGUUAUGGUAGAGCAUACUUUUCUGCAACCUCAGCACAUACAUGUACUGGAGAUGGCAAUGCCAUGGUUGCACGUGCUGGCAUUCCUCUCGAGGAUUUGGAGUUUGUGCAAUUUCACCCAACCGGUAUAUAUGGAGCAGGUUGCCUCAUCACGGAAGGUUCUCGUGGUGAAGGUGGAAUUCUUAGAAAUAGUGAGGGUGAGCGAUUUAUGGAACGAUAUGCCCCUACUGCAAAGGAUCUUGCAUCAAGGGAUGUAGUUUCAAGAUCAAUGACUAUGGAGAUUCGGGAAGGUCGUGGUGUAGGGCCCCUGAAAGAUCACAUCUACCUCCACUUGAAUCACUUACCCCCAGAUGUGCUCAAGGAGAGACUUCCUGGUAUCUCUGAAACUGCUGCUAUUUUUGCUGGUGUGGACGUUACAAAGGAACCUAUUCCUGUUUUGCCAACUGUACAUUAUAACAUGGGUGGUAUUCCCACAAACCAUCAUGGAGAGGUGGUUACCAUUAAAGGUGACAAUCCAGAUGCAGUGGUUCCUGGAUUGAUGGCUGCUGGGGAAACAGCCUGUGCAUCAGUCCAUGGCGCCAAUAGGCUUGGUGCAAAUUCACUUCUGGAUAUUGUUGUUUUUGGUAGAGCUUGUGCAAAUAGAGUUGCAGAAGUCCGUAGACCAGGAGAGAAACAAAAGCCUUUAGAGAAGGAUGCUGGUCAGAAAACAAUUGCGUGGCUGGACAAAUUGAGAAAUUCAAAUGGUUCGUUGCCAACCUCAAAAAUUCGGUUGAAUAUGCAGCGAGUGAUGCAAAGCAAUGCUGCUGUAUUCCGUACACAAGAGACCUUAGAAGAAGGUUGUCAAUUAAUCGAUAAAACGUGGGAGAGCUUCCAUGAUGUCAAGUUGGAGGACCGAAGUUUGAUAUGGAACUCCGACUUGAUUGAGACUAUUGAGUUGGAAAAUCUUUUGAUAAAUGCAUGCAUCACAAUGCACUCUGCUGAAGCUAGGAAAGAGAGUAGAGGAGCUCAUGCCCGUGAAGACUUUAAGACUAGAGAUGAUGAGAACUGGAUGAAACACACUGUGGGAUUCUGGGAGAACGAGAAGGUCAGGUUGGAUUACAGGCCAGUGCAUAUGAAUACAUUGGAUGAUGAGGUUGAAUCAUUUCCUCCCAAGGCUCGCGUGUAUUAAUAUACUUGCUUAUGGAUGGCUUUGAUUUGUCGUCUCAAUGUUAAAUGACAGGAAAAAAAAAAUGCAAUAAAACGUCCUAGAUACGCAAUUUUGAUUUUUGAUGAUAAUUGUUGCAUUCAUCAUCAAUGUUGAUUGAUAUUCCUGGCAUUCUCAAAUAACACUCUGUAUUUGCAGCAGAGAAUAAUAGCAACACAGUUCUGAUAACUGUCUGUAUUUGACAAGUCUUUUCGUAUUUGCUAUAAAGCUAAGUUGUGCAUCUGCACGAUUGUAGUU